AUGAAGCAAAGAAAAAGACAACGUAUUACGACGACGUGGAAAAAGCAAAAAAAAAUUAGGAGUGGAGAAGUAGUUGAAAUAUACGAUUGGCGAAAUGAAACUAGCAAGUACAUUAAGCCUCCAGGACAAUGGUAUUUUGCUUUCUCAAAAAUGAUGAGAAUAAUUUUAACAAAAAGCUCUAAAGGCACAGUACUAAUCCGCGGCGAAUUAGUCUAUAAUUCGGAUUCUGGUGUGGGAAAACCAGUAACAAAAAAGACUAAGAGUAUUAAAAAUAUAAAACCUACACAAAUUCUGAAACAAAAUGUAGUCAACAACAACAAAAAGGUUGAUGUUAAUAAUUUAUUAGUGCAUCAUUUCGGAGAUGAGUGGAAAAAUGAUACACGUCUAAGUUUCUACAAAUUCGUCGUAGAAGAGGACACGGUUACAGAAAACGAAACAGUCGAGGAUGAAACGACGUUGUGUGAGAAUAUCGAAGAGGAAUUGGAACUUUCUAUUUAA
This is a messenger RNA of Psylliodes chrysocephalus, 498 nucleotides long. Lineage: Eukaryota; Metazoa; Arthropoda; Insecta; Coleoptera; Chrysomelidae. The record is from the annotation of a GenBank genome assembly.